AUGUUGACGAUCAAAGCAACGAUUUUAUUUUGUUUGGUAUUAUUACCAAUAGUUUCAUGGGCUCGCAGUACUGGUUCACAAUAUAGUUCUCCAAACAUGGAGAAAAAUUGUGGUAAAACGAUUACAUUAGAUGGCGAUAAAUUACCUGGAACAUAUUUUAGUUUAACGUCGGGCAAUUAUAAACCGAAUGUUGAUUGUAUUUUAACCAUCAAAGGAAAAACAUCGAACCAACGUAUCAUUGUUGUUGUUGAUAAAAUGGAUGUUGCAUGUGGCGGUGAUAAAAUCAUUAUAUACGAUGGUAAAAUAGAUCAAGGAUCAGUAUUAAACAAAAAUCAAUCAGAAGAAUGUGGAACGAAGAAAUAUUAUCUCAGAACAAUAACUUCAAAUACAGCAAUUAUUCAAUUCAUAUCUAAUAACGAUAAAAAAGUUGGAACAGGAUUUACAAUUAAUACGGCAAUCAACUUUCCGGUCAGUACAUGUUCACGCAUAGAAAACCUCUAUCGAUGCAAAAACAAUUAUUGUAUAUCGAAUUCUUUCAAUUGUGAUGAUCGAAAUUGGUGUGGUGAUAAUACUCAACAACACGUGUGCCGUUAA
Messenger RNA from Adineta ricciae, 594 nucleotides. The record is from the annotation of a GenBank genome assembly. NCBI's taxonomy places the organism in Eukaryota, Metazoa, Rotifera, Eurotatoria, Adinetida, Adinetidae.